Culicoides brevitarsis is the source of this 1157-nucleotide messenger RNA. Its product is annotated as tRNA pseudouridine synthase-like 1. The record is from RefSeq and is a predicted model, not a curated record. The coding region runs from base 49 to 1035 and encodes 328 amino acids. The transcript has 5 exons. Gene Ontology annotation, biological process: tRNA pseudouridine synthesis. Lineage: Eukaryota; Metazoa; Arthropoda; Insecta; Diptera; Ceratopogonidae. Gene Ontology annotation, molecular function: RNA binding; pseudouridine synthase activity.
AGCUGUUUUCAAUAAAUACCUCAUGGGUAAAUAAAAACAUAACUUACGAUGCACAGAUAUUUAAUAAACUUUUCUUAUCUUGGAACGAGUUUCAGGGGUAUUCAACGAACCAUCAAGAAAUUAGACAAUGGAAAAAAAUCAGAAGACAUUUACACAGUUCAAGGAGUCAUUGAAUUGGCUUUGCAGAGACUAAAUACAACAAAUGAAAUAGACAGUGUUAUUUCUAGUCGGACAGAUGCCGGUGUCCAUGCAUUGGGAAAUUCUUUGCAUGUUGACUUACAAAGAGUUGACAAAAAAGCGUUCAAUCCAAAUUAUAUCACAACUUACUUGAAUACGACGUUUUUCAAAUAUCAUAUUCCUGUGAGAAUUAACAGCACAAAGCUUAUUCCUCCAAAUUUGGCAAACUUUCAUUGUCGUCACAAUGCGGUAGGUCGUACUUAUUUAUAUAGAUUUGCAGUACCAAAAACAACCUCAAACCAGCAACAAAAAUGUAACAGAUUUGUUCCUAUAGAAGAAACUGAUAGAUGUUACUUUUUACAAAACGAGGAUUUCAAUCCUCACCAUGUAGACGAAGUUAUUCCAUUAUUCAUAGGAACCCACGAUUUCCGCACCUUUAUGGGAAUGAGUAGAGAUAUUAGACAAAAACACUGCAUGUUCAGCAUUCGCACGAUACACAAUUUAACAUUUACCAAAUCAAGAUCUCUUUCAACAUCGUGGAACAGUGGCAUUGCGGAAGAAUUUUAUGAUUUUUUUGAGGUCCGUGUCACCGCAAAAUCAUUUUUAUAUCGUCAAGUAAGGCGAAUGGUUGGAAUUCUGAUUUCCGUUGGUUACGGAAAACACAGCAAAAAGGAUGUUUACGAAAUGAUUACGAUACCGGCAACACAUAACUGGCCUACGGGCAUUAAUAUGGCUCCAGCUUGUGGUCUCUUCUUGUGUGAAGUGUUGUAUCGUCGCGAGGAAAUGGAGUUAAUAAACAAGUACAAUGAGCCUUUUGCCGAAUAUUUAGAGCAUCAGAAAGAAAUUGAGAUGGAAUAAAGUCGAAGAGAGCAAAAAUAUUAAAAAAAAAUUUUUUUUUUACCAAAUUUAGGUGUUUUUUUGCUGAAAAAUUGAUAAGUUUUGUCAAAACUUUAAAGUUUUCAGAGUAAAAAAUUAAUUUC